Molecule: messenger RNA, 2719 nt
Organism: Entelurus aequoreus (snake pipefish)
Lineage: Eukaryota; Metazoa; Chordata; Actinopteri; Syngnathiformes; Syngnathidae
Product: E3 ubiquitin-protein ligase NHLRC1-like
Exons: 1
Coding region: 177-1346 (389 amino acids)
Biological process (GO): protein polyubiquitination; negative regulation of translation; proteasome-mediated ubiquitin-dependent protein catabolic process
Molecular function (GO): ubiquitin protein ligase activity; protein binding; translation repressor activity
Source: RefSeq, a predicted model, not a curated record
AAACAUCACGUGACUUGGGCCUACUGCACAGCACAUUCGCUGUGCCUUCUUCUCAUGUCGAGUUUUGCUACUCUCUGCCUGAUCGUAGGAGUCUAAAGCUUCUUUGGGGGGUUUCCUGCACCUCCUGUACUUGCAGCAGUGGACCGAUCGGUCCAGAACAACCUGAUCCUGCCGCCAUGGCCCACAGCUACCCCAGCCGCGGCGGCCUGCAGAGUCCAGAGGGCGUGUUGUUGCGAGAGAUCCAAGUCAACUUGCUGGAGUGUAAAGUCUGCUUUGAGAAGUUUACCGCUCAGCAUUCCGAGCGUAGGCCGCAGAACCUCUCGUGCGGUCACGUCCUGUGUCUGGAAUGCAUCAGAGCUCUGUCCCACCCUCUCCUCGGGAAGCUGGAGUGCCCCUUCUGUCGACAGCUGUGCAGCGUCGACGCCACCUCCCACUGCCAGGCUCUGUGCGACCUGCAGGAGAUGCUAUUCUUCAUCCCCGCCUGUCCUCGCUUGGACAAAGAAGAAGAGGUUGCGGGCGUGAGCGCCAAAGCCUUGCACCGCCGUGCCACUUUUGGCGGUUGGGGGGCUCUCAUCAACCCCUCAGGAGUGGCUGUGAUGAGGUCCUCAGGGACUAUGUUUGUGGUGCACGACGGCGUUGAGAGGGUGGUGGUGUUGGGUCCACAGGGCAAGAAGCAGCACGCGUUUGGACCGAGAGGACACGCCAGUGGGGACGUUUGCUUUGCGGUGGAUGUGGCGGUGACCCCCUGCGGUCACGUCGUGGUGACGGACGCAGGAGACAAAGCGGUCAAGGUGUUCACCUCCAGGGGCAGCCACGUGGUGACCAUCAAGGCCUGCUUCGCUCUUCCCUGGGGGGUGGACACAGACCGUAGGGGACACAUCUUGGUGACCGACAUCCAGGCAGGAACGCUGUCCCGCCUCAAGGUGCACUACAAACACGGCGUGGCCCUGGAGGAGGGAGUGGUGGUGUCAAACCUGCAGCAUCCUAAAGCGGUCAGCUGCUGCGCCUGCACGGCGAACACAGCAGUGAUGCAGCACCUUGCACAGGACACACAGCAGCUCACUGUCUUCACCCAGGACUUCCACCUUCUCUACCAGGUGAACACUUUUGCUCUACAGCUGAUGUCCUCUGUUAAAAUGUCAGGUGUGACCUUUGACACAAACGGACACCUGCUUGUGGUGGACUCCCAGCAGGGGAUGAUUUGGAGUUUUGGGACCAUGCAAAGUGGUCCGGUCCUCACUCCUCUGGUCUCAGAUCAGCUUAUUCGGCCUGUUGGACUGGGGACACUUAACAACACGCUCGUUGUAGUGGACGCUGGAGACCACACACUCAAAGUUUACUCUUGACUGCACGGACGCUUACAUCAAUGCUUUUUUCACGCCCCCCCUGAAGUUAUUGUUUAUUUUUGUUUUGUCAAGAUAGUAUAGUUCUUUACUAACACUAAAGAUGCUAUUGCCUCUCAUGGCCCCCCUUUCCCCAACACCUCAUGGCAGCCCCACUAUUUAAGAAGGGACAGAAUGUUUUCACGCCCCACCCCGAAGUGAAUGUUUGUUUAUGUUUCUGUAUGUGUCAAGAUCUACGCCAGGGGUGUCAAACUCAUUUUAGCUCAGGGGCCGCAUGGAGGAAAAUCUGUGCACACGCGGGCCGGACUAUUAAAAUCAUGGCAUUAAAACUAAGAAAUUAAGACAACUUUAAGUUGUUUUCUUUGUCUUACUUUGGCCAAAAAUAGAACAAACACAUUCUGAAAAUAUUACAAUAAAAAUAUAGAAAAAAAUACCGGCAGCUGUAAAGUUUAGAUCCAUAAAGGAAAGAAGAAAGUGAAUGAAUGUUUAUAACUGAAUACAUUUACAUAUGCAUAAAAAUGUGUUUUCUUUUGUUUUUUGUUUUUAUUAAUUAAGUUACAUUUAUGACAACUUUUUUCCAAAACACAAUAUAGAAUGUGAGAUAUAACAGCAUAAUGUGUACAUUUAUCAUUUGUUUUCAAAAUGGUUACAAAAAAGUGGGACCCCAUUUUUAUGACUUGAUGGGGUCCCUGGGACCCCAUUUAGAAAAUUCAUAGCGCCAACACUCAUGAAAUAUUGGUGCGUGCAAAACAGCAGCAGGCGGCUGUGGCCUGCGGGCCGGUUCUAAUACUAAUCAAAUAUCAUCCCGUGGGCCAUAGAUAAUUCAUUCGCGGGCCGGAUCUGGCCCUCGGGCCUUGACUUUGACGUCACUGAUCUACGCCAUUACGCUAUUUCCUCUCAUGCCACCCCCAACACAUAUCAUGGCACCCCAACAGGGGGGGCCAGCCCCACUAUUUAAGAAGGGACAUAAUAUUUUUUUUAGACACACACACACACACAUAUCACGGGGACCUGCCCCACUAUUUGAGAAGCACUGAAUGAGAUGGACAUAUAGAUAGAUAGAUAGAUAGAUAGAUAGAUAGAUAGAUAGAUAGAUAGAUAGAUAGAUAGAUAGAUAGUACUUUAUUGAUUCCUUCAGGAGAGUUCCCUCGGGAAAAUUUAAAUUCCAGCAGCAGUGUACAAAAUUGUAAAAAGUAAAUAAUGGGGGUAUAAAUGGAGACAAAAUAGAAAAAUAUUACAAUAGAAUAAAAAUAAAAAGCAACGAUGAGCAUAAAAAUAUAACAGUAAAAUAAGAAUGUAACAAGAGAAACUAGGCAGUAGUGACCAUGUUAUGAGAAAGUAUUUCACUGUUAUUGUUUUGCAUCCCCUGUCAUCCU